Molecule: messenger RNA, 5784 nt
Organism: Topomyia yanbarensis
Lineage: Eukaryota; Metazoa; Arthropoda; Insecta; Diptera; Culicidae
Exons: 7
Coding region: 365-4690 (1441 amino acids)
Source: RefSeq, a predicted model, not a curated record
CCAAAGCCAAUCAGUCAAAAAGUGACUCUUCUCGCCGCGAAGUAGACAAGAAAGUGUGCACGUCGGUCGCGUUUUGUUCUGUCGGAAAAAUUUUCAGCCCGGUUUCCAGUCGGUGCAGAUUUUUGUGCAAAUCGACCCCGGAAAUGCGUAGCGGUUAGCUUGCCGUUUGAGUAAUAUUCUUCCAUGUACGGCAAGUGACGGGUCGGACGGUGGGCAGUGAUCUGCAAGGGUAAAAAAACCUUGCAAGCAAUCAAAUUGUGCGGUUCUUCAGCGAAGGAAAACAAGAGUACGUGAACCAGAAGUGACAAGAAAAAGAAGAAGCUCAAGGUUUGAUUCUGCAAAUUGAAGCACAUUUACGCAAACAAUGGAUUCUAAACCAGCGGAUGAGCCACCAAAGGAUGCUUCCCCAGUAACGACCGUCGCGGAGAAAGAUAAUGGUGCAGUGUCAACGGUGCCCAAGGAUGCCGUGACUGAAUCAAAAACUUCUACCGAAAGCAUCCAAGGUGCUGUUGGUGACGAUACGGCUGACGAGCCGAAGGUAAAAGACGUUACAUCCAAGGACGAGAUUAGUCCACAGCUAGCCAGAAGUGGUGUCGAUGAUGGUGAACAGGCAAAGGACGAAUGUAAGCCUGAUGCAACUUGCACUGAAGGAGAAAACCCAGCGUCUAUUGACGAUGAGGAUGCAGCUGAGGAAGAUAAAUUUGAAGAUGCUGUUGAUUCGGAACAGAAGGAGGUCAUCGCCGAAGAGUCACCUGCGAAGGAAAAAUCUACAAUGAAAGAUGUGCAAUCAACCAACGGUACCAACUCCUUAAAAUCGUCUUCAUCGGAAGAAGUCGCAUCGCUGCGGGUGACCGAAUCUGAAACGUACGAAAUCGAUAGUUCCCCGGAGAAGCCUUCCACAAACACAGUAGUAGAAGAGUUCAAACCAGUACCCGGACCAUCCUCCUCUUAUGGACUUCCGCGGAAGAUACCAAUGAAGAGCCCUGAGAUCGUAACUGUCGAAUUGGAUGAUGAUGACGACGAUGAGGAGGAGGAAGGCGAAGUUAAAAGAGUUAGGCCUAGAAACGAUUCCUACGACGACGAGGAAGAGGACUACGACGAGGAUGAUGAUUAUUAUGAUGAUCCGGACAGUGACGAUCAGGAUGUCAAUAGGAUUAUUCAGGAAGCUUGCGAUGAGAUCGAUGCGAUUAACGAUCCGGAAUCGGGUGGCGAUGAUAAGAUGGAUGUUAGUUCCGAUGAAGACGACUACAGCGACGAUGACGAAGAACAGCCGAGUAUUACGUUGAAGGCUAAAGUUGGACCGAGUUUGGCGAGUAGUGGCAGUAUUAAGCGAAACAAGAGCGAUUAUUCGGAGGAUGAUGAAAUGUACGGUGAUGAAGAGGAAUAUGACUAUGAUGAUGAUGAAGAUUUGGAAGAGGUUGUUCAACUAGAUAAGGACUCAGUGAAACGAAAGCUGCCUCAAGCUCCCAUAUCGAUGGGGCAAAUUAGUGUUGAAGAUGAAAGUGAUGAAGAUGUGCAAGCGAAGAAAAAAGUUCGAAAAGUUAAAUACAAAACCUACAGGAACAAAUUGGUAGCAAAGAUUCGCAAGAGGACCUGCAAAUUACUAAAUAAGCGCAGUAUGCACGUUAUGGAGGAGGGCGGCGAUGUGCUCGUCUGCUCGGAUGCCAAAAUAGUCAGCCUAAAGUCCGCCAUCAGUAGUGUAGCGAAACCACCAGCGGAGGCAGCCUCCGAAGUAAGGACAGACAAUGGAACAACAAUUUCGGACCCGAUAGGAAAGUCCAAAAGCGUCGAAGAAAUAUCCAGUGCCGAUGCACCAAAGCCAGCCGGCGAAAAUCGCAGGAAUGAAGAGAACAAGGAGAACAUGACUGUCAAAGAUAACUCGAAAGAUUCUGGCCGGGAAGCGGUACCGGAGGAGAAGGUGAAAACAACCGAUGUCGAGCGGAGCGAGAGGCGCGAACGGAAAUCGGUGAAAUCGGAAAUGGAAGACGUGAUGAAUGACAUCGAUGAGAUUAUCGAAGAUGUCAAAUAUCAGAAUGGAUCGAAGGCUGAUUUUAACGAGGAACUCGCAUUCCAAAUGGACAUGGAUGGAAGCCAACCGGAUGACGAGGUACAAUAUGAUGAAGAGGAAGACGAAGAUGAGGAUGAGGAGGGUGCUGUCGAUUUAUCCUCAUCGUAUGAUGCCAAUAAGAGUGAUCGAGAGGAUUACGGUAGACAUAGUCAGACAGAUGAGUCGGAUGCGGUUGAGCUGAUUGAUAGCUCACCGGAAAAAAGUUCACAGGAGCAGCCUGUAAAGAAACCAGCGAAGAAACCUAAUGUGUCAAAGCUAGAAAGUGAUCUCAACAGCAGCAUCAAAGCUGAAAGCGAUAAGUCAAUAAAAGUGAAAGAAGCUGGUGAACAUCCUUUGAAAAAGAAGCAGGAGUCGGUUGAAAAGCCUUCAUUGAGUGCAAGCAAGUCUAGUCCUAAAAAAGAGGAGGAACCAUCAGAAAGGUCAAAGGAGAUUGAGACUGUUUCACGGAAGCGUCGACGCUCGGUUGACAACGAAGAGCUCGAAGAAGAACCGAUUAUUCCAUCGAAGAAACUGAAAAGAGAGUUGGAAUGCAACUUCCAAACUCAUGACCGGCUGUUGAAGGAGUACAUCGAAACUACCUCCAAUAACUCAGUUGAUGAUGUUCAAAAGCAUACGGACUCUCUGGUGGUCGAAAUUCGGACCCUAAACGAAAUGAUACGUGCCAAAGAAAACGAAUGGAACAACAUGAUCCAUUUGAAGAAAGUUAAAGAAGAAAUUUUGCUUCGAUUGACCCGGAAGAAACAUGUGAUGGACAUCACCGAUACCAAACUAGGGGAAGUUUCCGAGUACAGUCACUUUGAUUCCUCGAAUCUAACCAACGUACGAUCUGCUUCUGUAGGCCCGCGACCACCUACCCCUCCUCCGGAGGUGGACAUUCGUCCUGCCUCGGUUACACCGAUGCACAGUAGCACUUUGAACACAAGUAAAAAUGCUAACAUAUCGAACCACUCGAUUUCCGGUAGUCGCAAAGACAACAGCCUGUUUGCCCAGUUCAACCACAGCAACAGUUCCGUAACCAUGGUGCCAUUGUCAACGUCCUCUUCGUUGAUCACUUCCACAAACACGAUACUGCAAUCACGCGCAAAUAUGAAAUCAUCCGAGGUUGCAAAAGAAAAGUCCAACGCGGUGCAAAUACAGCGACAAAUUCUUCCCAAGCCGAUUCUCUCCAAUCAUCAGCAAAUUUUGAACAAUUUGGCCAUGUCCGCCGGAUUGACUGCAGCGGCCAUCACUAGCGCCGGUGCCACAUCGAUCUCGAAUGCUGCCCCGACGGCAACGGUUUCCAAUGCAGCCACCAUCAACAAUAUUCUGGCAGGACUGUCCGCCCAAGCAGUUGCUCUGUUAAACGGGCACCAUAGCCCAUCGGGAUCCAAUCAUCUUCAGCAGGGCAACAACUUGCAAGUCGGACGACAGGGUGUCAUCAAGGAUGUCAAAAGUAUUAUCGCUGACUACAGGCAAAAGCACCCGGAGCAGGUACCGCGAAGGGGCCGACGAUUGAAAAAUAUUCCAAACAGCGGAUAUGAUGCCAGCAAAGGUGGAAUCGGCUCAGCGGCAUCCCGGAUGACGGAGUUGAGUUUUCUUCUGGCGGCUGCAGAGAACUCCCGUCCCUCUAGCAACGAUUCGUCCCAGAGCAAUUCCAACAACUUACCCGCCAGUGGCGCCACCACCCCAACCGGCCUUUCCUUCAAGGAUGUCCUGGUACAAUUUGCCAAAAUGAGCCAAUCGGACCGCAAUCUGCUGUCCAAUUUGAGCAGCAUUACCAGUGCAGCUGUCGCUGCCACAACUGCUUCCGCUUCAGCUACAACCAAUUCUUCAUCUUCUUCCCAACAGCAGCAGCAACAUUCUCAGCAAAACGCUACCGCCAAUCUGAGUAAGGGAGCCUAUCCGGAGGUAACACUGCACCCGGUGAUGAACUCUAGUUCCGCCUCGGGAACCGCUACCACCGAUAUGAAUCACUCGACCGGAAGCAACUCCAGCGCCAACCAAUCUCAAAACAAUAACAACUCGACCAACUCCCUUCUGCACGGUAUUCUAACCAAAGCCUCAUCCCGCCCGAACGCAGCCGGGUUCACGUCGUUUUCGCCAACGCUGGCCCGGUUGCUGACGGCACCGGAACGUAUGAAUUCGCAGGCGGCCACCGUCACCUCCGGAGCGUUGGCCAAUCUGCAGGCAAACACCGGACUCAAUUUGUCCAAGUCGAACAGUGAAAUCACGAUCACACCGGUCGGAGCCUCCAAUCUGCAGCAAUCGCUGUUGGCACACCAGCAACAGGUGCAGGAGCAGCAGAAACAGCUCCAGCGGCUACGGGAGCAGCAUUUCCUAAAUAUGCUCUACUUACAGGACGAUGAAGCGGACGACAGUGUCGAUCGUCUAGUGAUCGACGAAGGCGAUGAUCAUCAUGGCUCCUCCAGUGCUACCCAUCACCGGGAACGGGAACCGAAUGUCGUCCUCACAACCCGUGGUGGAAAUCGACCCGAAUUUCACGAAAAUGACGUUCCGGAGUGUCAGGGCUGCAAGAAACGGGAAGCCCAGUUCGUUUGUGCCGGCUGUGGUAAUCAGUGGUACUGCAGCCGCGAUUGUCAGGUUAACGCAUGGGACGACCACUCCGAAGUUUGCACUGGGUAAAUAUUGCGAAAACAUACAGUCACACUUAUUGACAAAUACCACAGAGGAAAAGGUAUCGUUUUUUUUAUUGCAAAUGACUAUUCGAACAGAACAUAAUACACUGAACUAUCGGUUUAAGCUAGCAGGAUAAAAUAAUUGAAACCGAAACUGCAGCAUAAUUUAUCAGUAUGGGAUUUCUUACCAAUCAAGCGACAAUUUAUUAGCGUAACUUUUUGAAUAACUUUAAAUAACUACCACACAUACACGAAGACUUUGCGCGCAGCGAGCCGGCAUGAUUUUGAACAAUAAGAUUUCCUUCCGUAGAAGGAGGUAAGGGCGUUCUCUUACAAAAUAUCCUAUUUUUUAUAAAAUCAUGCUUAUUAUAUCGGUUGGUUGUGCAAUCACAGGUUGGCACAACUACGAUCACCACCACCACCAAGAUUAGCAUUAGAAUUUAGUUGCAUUUGGUUGUUGCUUAAGUGAAAGUUUCUCAGCAGAAAACAUUUCUCAUCUCAGAUAGAAAAAAUCGGUAAUAUUCAUGCUUUCCCAAAUUUAGUUCUUUUUUCAGUAUGAAAGUGACAGGUCUUUGAUUGAAAAAAAUGAGGAGGAUUAUUGCUACUGCUUAUUACUUCCGGCUUUUGAAUCCAUGAAAUAACUAAUUCGAAUACUAUAAAUAAAAAAGUUCAGAGGAAAACAUUCGUCAACAUUUAAAUCGACAUUUAAUCAAACGAAAUAGUAUGUGUACCGUGUAAGUGGACAACGUUAACUACACUUAUUUAAAUAUUACAUUUAAUUAUAUUUUAAUUGAUCAUAUAUUUACCAAUACAUUUAUGGUAAAAGUGCGAUAAGCUAACACACAUAAAUUGCAAACGUAGAGUAGUUGAGCGCUAGAUAUACUGAGUUAGUAUUAGUAAGUGUAUGGAACUGAACGGAAUGUAUGAAGCAUUACUACGAAAAUAAAGCAAAGCAAACGAUGAAAGCUCGUACCAGUGAUGAUGAUAGAUAAAGUGCGUGGCUCAUUAGGGAGCUGUACUACUAGCAGGUCGAUUGGAUCACACGUGUUUUGUAUCUUACACGUAACAAAUUGAAUAAAAUAAACCAAGAAACAUAAUUUA